This is a messenger RNA of Gilbertella persicaria, 2211 nucleotides long. RefSeq lists its product as uncharacterized. Gene Ontology annotation, biological process: regulation of gene expression. The transcript is spliced from 4 exons. The coding region runs from base 1 to 2211 and encodes 736 amino acids. The record is from RefSeq and is a predicted model, not a curated record. Gene Ontology annotation, molecular function: RNA polymerase II cis-regulatory region sequence-specific DNA binding; protein binding; chromatin DNA binding. Lineage: Eukaryota; Fungi; Mucoromycota; Mucoromycetes; Mucorales; Choanephoraceae.
AUGGCAGCGACUGUACCUCAGCAGCAAGUUUCAGCUGCACAGAAAUUAGCUCAAGUAAAUGAACAGACCUGGAUGACCAUGGGCAACCUCGCUGAAAUGAUGACCGAUUAUGAUAAAGCUAUGAAUUGCUAUGAAUCUGCACUUAGACACAAUCCUUAUUCGAUUGCUGCUUUGUCUCAAAUCGCGUCUUUAUGUAGAGGACGCGAACAAUUUGGACGUGCUGUCGACUAUUUUAAACGUAUCUUGGCUAUUCAAGAAAACAAUGGCGAGACAUGGGCUGCUCUCGGUCAUUGUUAUCUGAUGAUGGAUAACUUACAAGAAGCCUAUCAAGCCUAUCAGCAGGCCUUAUACCAUCUCUCCAACCCAAAAGACCCUAAACUUUGGUAUGGCAUUGGUAUCUUGUACGAUCGUUAUGGGUCACUUGAACAUGCUGAAGAAGCCUUUUCUGCUGUGAUGAAGAUGGAUCCUAAAUUCGAAAAGGCCAAUGAGAUUUAUUUUAGAUUGGGUAUCAUUUACAAACAACAACAAAAGUAUGAUUUAUCACUGCAGUGCUUUCGAUACAUUCUUCAUAACCCUCCAAGACCUCUGACUGAAUCUGAUAUUUGGUUUCAAACAGGCCAUGUGUAUGAACAACAAAAAGAAUACGAAUUAGCCAAAGAAGCCUAUGAACGCGUCUUGGCUGAAAACCCUGAUCAUGCAAAAGUACUUCAGCAACUGGGUUGGUUAUACCAUCAACAAAACACGUCGUUUUGCAACCAAGCAUUAGCCAUUCAAUACCUGACGCGUUCUCUCAAGGCAGACAGCAAUGACGCUCAAUCGUGGUAUUUGCUCGGCCGUUGUUACAUGGCUGAACAAAACUACAAUAAGGCUUAUGAAGCCUAUCAACAAGCUGUCUAUCGAGAUGCUCGUAACCCUACUUUUUGGUGUUCGAUUGGUGUCUUGUACUAUCAAAUCAAUCAAUACCGAGAUGCAUUGGAUGCGUAUAGCCGUGCUAUUCGUCUGAACCCUUAUAUCAGUGAAGUAUGGUAUGAUUUAGGUACUUUGUAUGAAUCAUGCAAUAACCAAGUCCAAGAUGCGUUGGAUGCCUAUCAACGUGCUGCUGAACUGGAUCCUAGUAAUCCUCAUAUCAAACAACGCUUAGAACUCUUGAGAAAAUCACAAAGUGUUCAAUCCACACAAGGGACAGCACCGAAUGCACCUGUGCCUCAGGAUGUCAGUAAUCCAAGCCAAUAUCAAAGUGGACAACCCAUGACAGGAUCUUACAGUCAAUCAGGUCCUAGUGGUCCACCCUCCAGUAUGUCUGCUUACCAUACUGCCUUGGGCAGUGCUCACACACAGCGUGCAGAAGAACGCGUGCCUACACCUCAAUUACCUGUCAACCACGCACUCACCACGCACGAACAAAACACAGGACCUGCUCGUGACCUUCCUGUGCUCAACAGUCAUCAUCAUCGUCGUUCACCUGGACCUUAUCACCCACCAUACCCUACUACACAUCAGCGUGAAGAUGUCCGUAUUCCUGACAUUGGCGGUGGACGUGCACCUACACCUUCCGAUCGGUCUCAGAUGAACCCUAUUCAUGAUGAAAGACAGUAUCAAAGCAACUUACCUCCUAUGAGUAUGCGUUAUAAAGAAGAAUCAACGCCAACGCAAUCAGGUUCGCCUCAUACACGCCCACGUAACUUUGAUCAUCGUCUAUCUCCUCGUACAGAUUACCGUUAUGAACAACGUCCAAUGGAAGAAUCAUUUCGACAAGAAGAAAAGAAAGACGAGAGUUUUGAUGCCAGUGUAGCAGAUGCACUCUUGAGUAUGGGCAACCCUCAAUUGGGUCAAAAGCGUGCUUUGCCACAAGAACAACAAGAGGAAAAUAAAAAGCCAAGACAGACAGAAGAGACUGAGCCUACUGAGAAAGUAGAAAAAGAAUCUCAGGUGAAAAAAGAAGAGCCUGAAGAAGGUGAAGUGGAUGAACAAGAAGAAGGUGAAGUCAAAGAUGACGAUGAUGAACAACAACAACAAGAAGAAGACAAGAAAAAAGAAAACAAGAAAGAGGAAAAAGAAGAAAAAGAAGCAGAAGAAAAAGAAGAAAAAGAGAAAGAAGAAGAAGAAGAAGGAAGUAUUCCACCUACUGCUGCAGUGGCUGCUACAAAUGCUAUUGCUGCUGCUACUACAUUACAACAGAAAGAGACUUCAUUAUCAUCAUCAUCAUCAUAA